CCGGGAGGCUGAGUUUCACAGAAAGAGGAAGAAGAGAAGGAGGAAGGAAGUGAGGCGGCUGGUCGACAGAAACCCAGACUGUGAGCGGAUCAGAGCGUCUCGUUCGUCCUGCUGGGUCCCACCGUGUCCACCUGUCCCACCUGGCGUCCACCUGUCCCACCUGGCGUCCACCUGUCCCACCUCCAGCGAUGUCUUCCCGCUCAGACUCAAAAUCAGCCUCUCAGAUCGUCUUCCUCACCAUGAAGCUGAAGGAUAAGCUCCACCCCCAGCGGAACCGGACCCGGGCCAAGCCUCCGGACCUGGAGCUGAGUCAGAACCCGUCGGCCAUCUUGCUGGACCAGGAGCGCGCCGUCCUCAGCUCUCUACAGUACUUCAAGGCCCUGGUGGACAGACUGGACCUUGACCGACCCUCGGGACAAAAACCGGGCCUGGACCGGUCCAUGGUGGGCGGCCUACUGGGCGGAGCCUCCACCGGCAUCCUGGAGGCCGUCCAGGCACUGGUGAAGCUGGAGCCGGACGAGCUGGACAGUAAGACCGUCUCCGCCUGUCUCGCCCGUCUCUACGGCGCCGUCGCUCAGCUGAUCCGCUGGGCCGACCGGGUGAUGCUACAGGGUGUCUCUCAGGACGACGGCGGGUCUUCUGAGAGCGUUACCACAGUGAUCAGGGGUGUGCUGAAUAGCGCCAAGGAGCUCGUCCGAUUGGUUGCAGAGAGACGGAAAGGCUCCACCCCCUUGUCUCUUGUCCAAUCACAAUCCGGGAACGUUGAAGACGAGGAGACGUCGAUGGUGAUGCCACCCCGUGAGGGACGGGGGGACAGAACGGAGGCAAAAGGGGAGGGUACACAUGCACCACCCAAACCCCCCAUGCCCGUCCCAGAGCCCUUUCCCCAGGCCACGCCCCCUCAGGAGCUCGUGUUCAGUCCUCCCGCUCUGCCUCCAAAGAGGCGCCAGACGCCGCCGCUCCCUGCCUCCGCCCACUGCAGGGUUGCCAUAGUAACACCAAUAAUCCGGCAGCCGGAGGAAGACCUGCAGGUGGAGGAUGACAGCUGCUGCAAGCGACUCUCUUCUUCCUCUGCAGACUCUGCAGCCAACAGCUCACCAAGUGAGGAUGACCCAGAUUACGACUUCCUCCACACCGACCUAUCGUCCUCACAGACGCUGCCCCCCGCCCUGCCAGAGAAGAGACACCGCAGCAUCACAGGCGUCAGCGCCUCGUGCACCUUUGGAUUUAACUCCACCCAUGUGGACACAAGCCCCGCCCCAAGCGAUGAUGUCAUCGGCCCUGAAACCCACAUGUCCUGCCCCCUGUCCCCCAGUAAGACGCCCCCCCCCCUCCCUGAGAAGAAGCGACACAUCCAUCAGUACCUACAGUUCUGCUCCACGUCCUCCACCGACCCGUCUGCGGUUUCGUUCUACCAGAAAUUUAAAGUCCGACAGCGAGAUCAAGACUCCGCCCAUCAGUUGGAUCACCUGACCACAGGCUCCGCCCCCUCUGGAGGUCCAUUUCCUGCCCCUGCUUUACCACCAAAGAAGAAACAGCAGGACACUCAGUCUGAGAACGAGGACAGCUCUGUGGACCACCAGCAGGGGUCAGAAUUCAGCCAGAGAAGCAGAGAGGAAGAUGAAGAAGACGAGCUCCUAUUGGCUGACCCGAACGAGAUCCGCCACAGAAUCACUCUGAAGUCUGAGGAGGAGGAGGGGCCAGAGGUGAAGGCUGCGUCUCCUGAGAUCCUAUUGGUCCAAGCCACACAGCCCGGGAGCAGCGAACAGAACCAGUACCAGGAGGCCUUCCUCUGCACCUACCGGGGCUUCGCCACGCCCAGUGAUGUCAUCAGCAAGCUGCAGCGCAGGUACAGAACCCUGAGGGAAGGCGGCGCUGCUGACCCGACAGCUGCCAGGAACUCUAUCCAGCUGCUGGUCAGAGUGGUGGCUGGGCUCAGUUCUGUAGAGCUGGAACCUGAUUUGCUGCUGCUGCUGUUUGACCUGGUGUCCUGCCUUCUGAUUGGUGGAGAGCUGGGGAUGGCCCGCCUCCUGCACGGCAACAUCCUGUCCAAGAUGGAGGACAGGUGGAAGCUGAUUGGCUCCCCUCAGUCGCUCCGCCCCCUGGCAGCCAAAGGUGUAGUCGCCAGACCAGGAACUCUGCUGGACUUCAGGAGUCAGGACCUGGCUGAACAGCUCACCCUGCUGGACUCAGACCUGUUCUGCAAGAUCCAGCUCCCAGAGGUGUUGCUUUGGUCCAAGGAGCAGAACGAGGAGAGGAGUCCUCACCUGACAGAGUUCACUCAGCACUUCAACAACGUUUCCUUCUGGGUGCGCUCCGUGGUCAUCCUGCAGGACAAAUCUCAGGACAGAGAGAAACACCUGCUGAAGUUCCUGAAGGUGAUGAAGCACCUGAGGAAACUCAACAACUUCAACUCCUACCUGUCCAUCCUGUCUGCCCUGGACUCUGCCCCCCUGAGACGGCUGGACUGGCAGCGGAGCACGGCAGAGAGCUUGGAGGACGUGUCCUCGCUCAUCGACAGCUCGUCGUCCUUCAGGGCAUACCGCGCGGCGCUGGCGGAGGCGGAGCCUCCCUGCAUUCCUUACCUGGGGCUGAUCCUGCAGGACCUGACCUUCGUCCACCUGGGGAACCCUGACACCUUGACAACGUCACAGGGGUCAAAGGUCAACUUCUCCAAGUGCUGGCAGCAGUUCAACAUCCUGGACACUCUGAGGAGCUUCCAGAGGGAGCGGUACUCUCUGGCGCGGGAUGAUGACAUCAUGUCGUUCUUUAAUGACUUCAGCGAUCACCUGGCAGAGGAAGCUCUGUGGGAACUCUCUCUGAGGAUCCGCCCACGGAACGCUCCACGAGCCAAUCAGAGAUGAGCUGUGGAGGAGCAGCGGCCAAUCGGGACUCGGCGCAACUGGAGUCUGCUUGAUACUUGAUGGGCUUUGUGGACCUGGUUCUGGUUCUGACCCAGACUGGUACCAGACUGAAUCGUUGCCGGCAGAACCAUGUUAGAAGGGGGUGGGGCCCCUUCCGCAUCAUAACGUGUUCUCCACCGGUUCCACCUGGUUCUGCUUCAGAGUCCAGUCAGACGGAACCACUUCUCUUACCAUCAGCCGGCUGACCUCCGACGUCUGGGCCCAUCUGCACUGAUGGUUGAUCGGUUAUUGAUCAGUUAGACGAUCAGAACCAAAUGGCAGCUCUGCUAAAUCUCAUGUAUUAGUUCCUUCAGAGACGAUUUUCAUUGUUUCAGCUCAACCAUCGGCGUCCCGGUACCAGGGGGUUCUGUUUCAGAUGCUCCUCAAAACCUAGCCGAUACCGGGUCAGCCCAGAACCUGAUAACCCGCUUCAUGAAGCCAUCAGUCUGGUCUGGCUGGACUUCAGCAGAACCAGAACGAUGGUGACAGAUCAAUCAGGAACUAAAGCUCAAGAUGGAGGACAGAGAUUUACUGAGACACACACACCUGGAGACACACACACACCUGGAGACACACACACACACACACCUGGAGACACACACACACACACACCUGGA
Molecule: messenger RNA, 3520 nt
Organism: Gambusia affinis (western mosquitofish)
Lineage: Eukaryota; Metazoa; Chordata; Actinopteri; Cyprinodontiformes; Poeciliidae
Product: rap guanine nucleotide exchange factor 1-like
Exons: 23
Coding region: 189-2864 (891 amino acids)
Biological process (GO): positive regulation of GTPase activity; Ras protein signal transduction
Cellular component (GO): plasma membrane
Molecular function (GO): guanyl-nucleotide exchange factor activity
Source: RefSeq, a predicted model, not a curated record